Messenger RNA from Paramacrobiotus metropolitanus, 1509 nucleotides. RefSeq lists its product as uncharacterized. NCBI's taxonomy places the organism in Eukaryota, Metazoa, Tardigrada, Eutardigrada, Parachela, Macrobiotidae. The record is from RefSeq and is a predicted model, not a curated record. The transcript has 4 exons. The coding region runs from base 65 to 1159 and encodes 364 amino acids.
UUUCUAAGUUUCUUCGCUUAUUUAAUCACAAGUCAAUACAUUCCAGCUGCAAUAGUUAUCCAAAAUGAAGGCGACAGUAGCUAACAGCGUUGUUGCAUUGGUUUUGUAUGCCAUCCUCGAUUGUUUACAACUGGUGAGCGCCCAAACAUAUUAUCUGUGCAAUGGAGUUUACUACACUUACGCCUAUCCCGGCUGCACCUAUUCCACAACAUCGACCAGCACGGCAACCCAGUACCUGUGCAACGGAGUCCUGUACACCUAUCCGUUCUCUGGCUGCACCUAUCCUACAACAAGCACCACCUCCACAGUGCAGUUUGUCUGCAACGGAGUAACUUCAACAACUCCAAACACCCUGUGUACAUAUCCGAAUGCGCCCGUCAACAAUGUCUACACCGGCGUCCUCACUAGCGGCACCACCGGUACAACCACCGCCUACGUCUGCAAUAACAUUAUCACCACCACCCCGAGUGCCGCUUGCUACUUCCUGACACCGCCCGUCAACGGUCUCUCCACCGGUACACCGACGACGAACACCCCAGGUGCCACGUUCACCUGUAACGGUGCUACCACGACGACGCCCAACCCGGCUUGUAUCUACCAGACAACACCGACCGGUACGGUGUAUAACGGCUUCCUAACGGCCGGUGUACAGUACCAAUGCGGCGGCACAACAUCAGCCACUUACAACCCAGCAUGUACCUACAACACUGCUCCGAAUAACAACAUUUUGGUCGGCACUCUCGGCAAUAACCAACCGACAUACACCUUUUUGUGCAACGGGCAGACGACCACUACCUACAACUCCUUAUGUACUUAUCCCAAUGCAGCCGUCAACAACCAGUUCACCGGGGUCACCGCUACCGGAACUACCACAAGCACCGUGCAGUUUUCGUGUAACGGAGCAAUUUCGACACUGCCUAAUCCGGCGUGUCAGUAUUUGACAGCAGCGGUUAACAAUGUAUUCUAUGGAACCACUACGACCACCACAAGCACCACCGGAACACAGUAUCUGUGCAACGGUGUCCUUUACAGCUAUGCUUAUUCGGGAUGCACCUAUCCGACAACCACCACCAGCACCACUGGAACGCAAUAUUUAUGCAAUGGCAUCCUCUACAGCUAUGCUUAUCCUGGAUGCACAUACUCAGGAUUGACAGGAUAAAGCAUUUCCUGAGGAUUACCCAGACUCUCACAAGGAACCCUUUCAAUUUCCUGCUCAUAGUAUUUAGUAUUUUCCAGUCAACUAGCAAUAACUUUGCUUGUGUACAAAAUGUAUGUCUUACUGCAUGCAACCGAAAUCGCCACUGUGUAACAUAUAUUGUAAAAAUGUACAAAUAUACGUAUCUGUGUGCUAUACAGUAGACUGGAAACACCCCUUGCAUGCCCUACAUCUGCGAUAAUCAAUUUUGCCAGUCUUCUGUUCAAUAUUUUUCGCUUACCUCGUGCAUAAUUUGCGAACUGGUCCGCUGCAUCUCAAUUUCGCCAAUUAAGGAAUAUAUAACUCCGAGAUGA